UUACCAAAACAUGGUUUUAAGCCAACAAGACGUGAUUAUUAAGCACUCAAGACAUGGCUGUACAGUAGUAUAUACCUUUGUUUUUCCUUAUGGGAAAGAAUAAAGAAUUUUUUUUUCCUUUGUUUACAUUUUACAAUCGUUCUGUAUAUCGUACAUUUAUUGGAACAAGAAUAUUACUACACAUAGGGAUUUUUUAUGAAAAUGUUAAUAAGCUCCGUUCAGUGUUAACACAGUUCUAUAAGGCAUAGUGUUUAUUUACUUGCUGGCGAUUUUGUAUGUUUUAACUAUGAACAUAGGCGAGCUACAAGUGAACUUUUUAAUCAAAGCUUCUUCUGUCGUAUCACGGAUUCAAAAGAAUGAAACUCAAAAAAUACUAAGAAGCCUUUACUUGUUGCGUUGUAACCAAUUGGCUGGAACGGGCAGGUUACCACUUAAGCAGUUUUCGUGUGAUUCAAGAUGUCCUCAUUGUUUUAUAGAGUGGACGGAAGACACAGAAAGAAAGGUGACUCCAAUAAAACUUAGUAAAAGGCAAAGACGUCGGAUUAGAGUCAAUGGGAAGAAAAAGAAUUCUGUCAAUAAAGAUUUCUUACUUCACAGCAAUAAUAUGGAAAAUGUGUGCUCCUUUUGUGGCCACACAACAAAGUCAACAAUAAUCAAACCAAGCGACACUUAUAAUAAGAUGAAAGAAGAAAAACCGUGCAUAGAAACUCCUAUGAUACUUGAAAAACAGAAUAAAAAAGAAACAAAACAAUCAAAUGUGAGGAUUCAUAAAUUGAAUGUGUAUUGUGAAACAAAAGAGGCGUUUUCUUUAAGCAAACAGAAUAACACUCUACCUCGUUUAAUAAAAGAGACGCCGAAAAUUAUUAAAAACAGUAAGAAAAAGAAAGACAAAUUUGCUGGAUUGUGCCGUACUGCUGUAACUGCUGCAUUAAAAUUAAAACAGGACAAGGACAAGCAAAACAAGUUAAAUCUAUUUUUGAAACCUUCAACUUCAACAGUCUAAUAAAAUAGGGUAUAUGUUACAAGAUUUAGAAAUGCAGGUAGACGUCCAGAAAAAUAUUGUAAGGUUUGUCAAGAAACUUAAUUUAAAGGCAAUAACUCCUUUUUAACAAGGUUAUUAUUAUUUAAGACCUUUCAAAAAUGGUUUGAAGAACACAAAUUCUAAAGUAACUUCACUAUUACUACAUAGUUAAUGGUCCUAAAACAAUUUUUUUUUUGCAAAUAUGUAUAUACAUAAAUGUGCUCCUGAAGUUUGCGCACGAUUUUGUGCACCACACACAUUUUGGGUGUCUGGUGUAGCGGGGAGGGUAACAGCGCACGUCUGCUAACUUCAGGCAGACGCAUUUAUGUUUGAAUCAUACUACUUACGUACUUGAUUAUGAAUUUUAAUAAUUUUUAUUUAUUCAUUGAACAUACUACAUUUAGGCUUUAUUUAUGUUGGUAUGAAUUAGUAUGUAUUUUGUUAAAAAUAAAAGUAGAAAAUUGAAAAUUA
Molecule: messenger RNA, 1492 nt
Organism: Pararge aegeria (speckled wood butterfly)
Lineage: Eukaryota; Metazoa; Arthropoda; Insecta; Lepidoptera; Nymphalidae
Exons: 4
Coding region: 287-1003 (238 amino acids)
Source: RefSeq, a predicted model, not a curated record